Molecule: messenger RNA, 306 nt
Organism: Strongylus vulgaris
Lineage: Eukaryota; Metazoa; Nematoda; Chromadorea; Rhabditida; Strongylidae
Source: the annotation of a GenBank genome assembly
GCCAGAUUGGAAGUUGUGGACCUCUUUGUGGAUUUUGGAGAUGGUGUGUUACUCAUGAAACUUCUUGAAAUUAUCUCUGGAGAAAAGCUUGGGAAACCCAAUAGAGGUCGUAUGCGGGUGCAGAAAAUCGAAAACCUCAACAAAUCGCUGGAUUUUCUUAAAAGGAAGAAGAUCCAGCUUGAAAACAUCGGAGCUGAAGAUAUUCUGGAUCGAAAUGAACGUCUUAUUCUUGGUCUCAUCUGGACAAUUAUUCUUCGUUUCCAAAUCGACACCAUUGUUAUUGAGGUGAGCAGAUUUACUCAUUGA